AUGUCCACUUCCCUCUCCAGCACCUGCGCCACCUACUUCUACUGCGAGCACUACCGCCUGGCGACGACCAAGACCAUCACCAAGACCACCACCAGCCACCACCACCACCGCGCCGCCAACAUGUGUUGGUACAUCCGGGAGCUCGACUGCGACAAUCCCUCCUGCAAUUCCGCGGAGGCGAAGUUCUUCUUGCUGGAUCCGUGUCCGCCCGUUGAGCGCGAGGCAGAUGUGCUUGCCGCGGCCGCUCAAUGCGGCUCCGUACGUUGGGCGACCUGGUCGCAGGCACAGAGUGCCUUCCCGUGCCCUGCCUGUGAGAGGGCUGCAGCACGCCAGGCUGCGCAGACUGCGCAGCUGCAAGCACAGUUCCAGUCUCCUGUUGGCCAAGCACAGGAGGCUGUGCGCCAAGCGGCACUCCGUGGACACCUCCUGCCGGCUUCCUUGCUGGCACCUGCUCCUGCUCCGGCACCAGCACCAGCACCAGCACCAGUGCGCCGUCGCCGCCAGUUGGCGGAGGACCUCAGUAAGUCAUCAUCUUUCAUAUUGCAUCAGCAAUCCAUUGCAACGCAUGUAAGCAAGCAAGCAGCAGCGUGGACUGCAACGCUAUGGAUCUCAGCGACGCCGCCGUACAUUAUUGGGGAUGCUGGUCGAUUUGUAUCAGGCCAUAGCAGGACGCUCGAUACGCCAGUAUGGAUCCUCACGGCCGACUCGACGGAUCUCGAUACCAUCGACAGGACUGCUUCCAAGCCACGCGAUGGAUUGUCUGAGAAGCUGCAGGGCCUCAGUUUUGGUAUUGUCAGUCGCGCCAGGUACGCGGGCAAGGACCUGGAUCCACGGCUCAUCAUGUCACCACCAUCUCACAUCACCCUCAGCUGCCAUUGGCUUAAUGAGGAGACAACAUGGCCAACACAAUGCAUAGUCGAUGCUGAUGUUCUGGAGACGCGAGGUCGAGAUUUCAGCAUUCACGCGGAAGGCACCGGAAACACCAUUCCCGAUCGAGGCUGCGGGACUUUCACCUGA
Molecule: messenger RNA, 1017 nt
Organism: Fulvia fulva
Lineage: Eukaryota; Fungi; Ascomycota; Dothideomycetes; Mycosphaerellales; Mycosphaerellaceae
Exons: 7
Coding region: 1-1017 (338 amino acids)
Source: RefSeq, a predicted model, not a curated record